AUAGGGUAGUUAUUUUAGCGUCGUCGUCGUGACUGUUUCUGGUUGCUAUGGCAUUUUUAAACGGGCCCAGACUGCUGGACUGGGCAAACUCUCCUCCACAUUUACAGUUCAACAAAUACGUCCUGACUGGUUAUAGACCCAUCUCCACCGUCCAGGAGUGUAUCAAGAGCCUCUUCUAUCUGCACAAUGAGCUGGGGAAUAUCUAUACACAUGGAAUUCCUCUGCUCUGCUUCCUGGUGCUGCUCCCGCUCAACAUCCCCUGGUCUCAGAUCAGCGUGACGUGGCUCGGUGUGGUGCACUUCCUGGCCUGCUUGUCCCCGCAGCUGGGCUCAGUGGUCUACCACCUCUUCAUGAACCAUGAGGGAGGCGAGCCGGUCUACAAAACCCUGCUCACGCUAGAUAUGUGCGGAAUCUGCAUGAUCAACACGCUAGGAGCUCUGCCCAUUGUGUACAGCACUCUUCUCUGCUACCCCUUCACACGCACAGUGGCUCUGUUGAUGUACAUCCUGCUAUCCAGUUACGCCAUCUACUGUGCCAUCACAGCACGCAGCAGAGUGCGGCGUCUGCGUUCCUUCGCCUGGCAAGCCCUUUUCCGCUUCUCCUUUUUCCUCCUGCGCUGGGUAGGUGUGGGCGGAGGGAGUCCCACCUCACUGCGUCACUUUCUCACCAUGGAUGCACUAGCGGUGUUGGGUGGGGUCAUCAAUAUCACCCGAAUCCCCGAACGCUUCCGGCCAGGCCUCUUUGACUACUGGUGCAACAGCCAUCAGAUCAUGCAUGUGCUGGUGGUGGUCUCCAUACUGUACCUACACUGGGGGGUGCUGGACGAUUUACUGUGGAUAAACACCUAUCACUGUCCCUCAGACUGACGGUGGCCCCUGCUAGUCUGGAUUCGUGGGUAAUAGGGCGCGAGGACCUCUUUUAGUAAUGAGAUGUUUGGGAAUGCAGCGUUAAUUGGGCAAGGAAUGGUUGGGGUUGGGGGGAGGCUGUUGUGCUUUGUAUAUAAAUGUGUGCACGAGAAGUCCAUAAGAAGUGUUUUAAAUGUUUUUUUAGGAGACACCAGUGCCAGCUUCGACACACAUGCUUGUUUGUGCCGUCAGUAGCCAGAAUGUACAUAUCUGUGUUUGCAUAAACAUUGUCUGUGCAUGGCACUGUUUAGACCUACUAGCCCAAAAAAUGCCAGAUUUAUUUUUUUUUUGGUUCAAGAUCUACACAAUCUACAGGAAUACACACACACACAUAUAUGCACACACAUAGGGUCUGACAUUAUUGGAUGUCAUAUAUUCACCAGCGUUUAAAGCAUUUAUUAAAAAGCCUCUAAAUUUAGUUUUCGCUAUAUAAAGACAGACAGAAUCGAGCCCGUAGAUAAUUGGCUCUCGAAAAGCAAGAUGUAACAUAUCACAUUAUCAAAAACUCUGCUCAAAAUAGCAUGGCUUUCAUGACAACUAAUUACAGUUUGUCUCUAUUUCUCAAUUUUCGCUGGUGACACCAACAAAAUCGCCGGUGCAGAAAUGACGUAUGCACCUCGAACUUACUCUAUUGCAGACUAUGCAGCAUAUCAGAUGUUACAUCAAUGCGAACACUACAAUACACACUACACACACACUCUCACAAAAUGUACUGUAUGCCCGAACUCACAGCAACAUUUACUGGAAAUACUUGAGUUGAUUUUACUUGUUUUAUCACUUUUUUGUGUGUCAUUUCCCUGUUCAGGUCCAUAUAUUCACAAUCGUAAGGUUGAAAGGGUCAUUCCUUGGUUUGUUGCCUUGCUGUUUUUAUGUUUACUGAGUGAUUAAAGUUGCUGAGAGGGCGCUUUAGGGUUUGAGUGCCCUUGGUGGCUUUGAUCGUGUUUGAUAGCAUCUAAGGGGCAUUUGGUUAAUGCCGUUUUUUUUUGCAGGAGCAUGAUUUUAAUAAUGCCUUGGGAAACAUUUACCGUUACCUGCAAUAGAUAUUUCCUCUGCUCUGCUGCUAAACAGUCCAUUCAAGCUUGUACACUCGUGGUUUUUAAUAUCCUAAUCUGUAGUUUGGAAGAUUGAAUUUUGUACAGCUCUAAAUUAGAUUUCAUUUCUUCCUGACCUUUAACCUCAAUUAUCCAUGUAACCUUGGGUUUAAGACGAGGAAUAUUAUUUUCUUGAUGGUGUGCUGUUUGCACGAAGGCUUUAAUUCUCUGCUGGCUCUCCUCCACUACUGUACACCUGAUGUUCCCGCUCAUCAGAUGUGGCAGAGGAACAUUGGACUCCAGAAUGGAGCUGUAUUACACUAUGAAUUCCUAAAGGAUGACUAAGGGAAUAUUGGUACGGCUUACUUGUGCCAAACUAAUGCUAUAUAUAUAUGGUUCUUAUUUGUAAGAAACGUCAAGACUUAAUAAGUUGUCCAUGUUCUUCGAUGGUCCAUGUCCUUGAAAUGCAAUUUUAUCUACUUUCUUUACCGGGUACAGACCAAAUUUUCUGCCUGCACAGAUGAUGCACUUGUAACAGCACAGAAGUAAAGGGUGAAACAAAAGUGUUCACCAGGUAAUCCUAUGCAUGUGUUGAACACAUCCAUUCAUGCUCAUCUGUGGCUGAGAAUAUUUUAAAGGCUGUGCAGAGCAAAUUAAGCAUUAAAUCCUGAGAAAUUGGAUGAAGUUAAUGCACAGGAUGUAUAUAUUUUUCAUUAUGUACCCUCUAAUUUCAGAUAAGUUGCCAAAAGACUAAAGCUAAACAGUCUCCUACUUUAGAAAGUCAAAUUCAAAAGGUCAAUUCACACUUCAUUGGGUUUUGUAGGAUUAGUCGAUGUGUGUUUGCAUCUGUCAGAGCUCGUUUUCGUUAGUUGAACAUGCUGAAUUGGUGUUUGUCGGGUCAUAGAUUGUCUGAACAGUGAUGUGCAUCAUCUGGCGAUUGUCUGCGUUGGUCUGCAUUUGUUGGUGCAGUGUGAAUUGGCCUAAAUAAAUCACUUCCUCUGGCUGAUUGCACUAUGGAAACGUUGACAUUGUUCCAAAUGUGCAGUAUUAAGGAACCUUAUUUUUUUUUUGCACAUUUGGAUUUAUCUUGGCACAUUUAUGCGCUACUAUGUGAAACAAACCAAGGAUGACUCUUUUUACCCUUGCAACCUCUAUAGCUUGUGACAAACAAAUGACACAAUGUGAUAGAUUGGGAGACACUAUCGCAAUGUAGCUCUCAGAAUGAACAUCAGUGAGGUCAUUUCAGUUCUCUUGACAUUAUAUUUAAGAUGUUGUUGAAAAUGUUUGAAUUUUUUUGUUUUUUGAGUGCAUCUACUACUGUUUUUAUUUUAUUAUUAUUAUUAUUAUUAUUUUUAACCAGUUGGGGAUCACAUAUCUUUACACAACCACAGCACUCUGAUAAUCCUAUAGCAGAAGUCAGACCUAUUAGUGUAGAACCAGUGCAUGUUAGGUAGAAUGUUGCUCCGAUAUAUCUGACAAACUCAAAUAUACUCUAUGCCAAAUUAGCUGUUUUGGGGCCUCAGGUGUCACACACAGCAGUCCCGAUCCUAGCAGCCACAAAUACAGUCCCUCACCUUUAAUGCUAUUAAUUGACAGCUCUGAAAUGAAGCGGUGCAUGUAAAUACCAGUAAAGCAAUCCCCUGAAAACACAACGUACGAUUUGUAAUGCUUGCGCAAUGCAACCACUGACGUGUGCUUAAUGUGCAGUAACAAAGCUAAUGCUUCAAAGCACGUCUGUCUAUAGAAAGGGAAUGAAAUCAGGAGGGCAGCCCAGAGGCAAUACAACCAUAUCAAGUAAUUAACUGCACUGUUUAUUUUUUUACCAAAAGGGCUUUGGAUCAAAGUGAAAAACCAAUUAGAAGUCCAUAUGGGUAAGGUAAAUACCUAUAUGUAGACUGUAUAUGCAUAAAAUGCAAGCGGCAUACAUACUGACAUUUUUAUAUAUUCAUAUUAAUAUAUAAAGCAACAACGUUCUAAGAGAAUAUAUUGAAUGUUUAUGUAUUUCAUCUCAGAGGGGGCGACACUUGAUACGAAUUGUCCGAUUUCAAAAACAGCAGCGAUUUGAUCAUCCUGUAACAGUAAAAAGCUCAAAUUGUGACACCACAAUGAACGGCCUUGAGGGGAGCUAACAAUGCUGUUGCAUUAUUUAGUAGGGUUAAUGUCAUAAUGAUAUGUCUGUACUACUAUGAUGUCAUAACGUCAACACGGUCUUUGGUUUUUAAACAGUUUAGAAGCGAUUAUAACAGUUCGGUUGGCAAAAUCUCAUUUUUUUACGUUAGAAAAGGUAAGGAGAGGCUGCAAUACAGUUGUUUUGGGUUGAAAAAAACUAAAAAACGGGGGUCCUGAUAUGUUAUUACCUCUGAAACCCACUGGAUAACUAUGCAUAAUUGAAAUAUGUACAUAUAUAUACAUACGCAAACAUGUUUGUACAUGUGAAUUCCAAAAAAAAAACGAUGUUUCACCAGUCCUGAAAAGAAAGAUCUGUGUAUUCACACUAACAUGUUUAGCUCAGACCAUGCCAUCCUGGGGUUUCCUCUUCUCAGGGUGCCCUGUCAGUGCUCACUUGUAUUGAGUGACCUCAACUACUGAUUUCGGGCCAGUUUUUCUUUUCAUCCUGUCAUGUCUUUUUUGCUUGUUCUGGUUGAGAUCGAAGACUGAAAAACCAGUGAUGCCAGUGGUGUGUUUUUAAAGGGCAAAGGUCACGAUGGCUUUUAUCAGUCAUCAGGCAUUUGGACCAUGCAUCUUUCUUGAUGCGUAUUGCCUUUGAUGGGCCGAAUGUGUCCAUAAAUGCUGAUCAAGAAUGUGUUUAUUCAUGUAGUUAGUUAGGUGAUGUGAGAAUGUGCAGAGCAUGUUACAUCGAGCCCUAAAGGAAGUGGAUUGCAUCAGAACCCACGUUUUUGGAGGUGGAACGAGGAUGAUGUUCUCAUGGAUGAUGUUCUCCUGUCUGUAUAUUCUAACGUCCUGUGGUUGAAAAAAAAAAAGAAAAUAAUGACAUGAUGUAUGAAACUAUAAUACCUUUUUUUUCUUAGUAUGCAGGUGCUGGAUAGCCUGUUACUGAUAAUU
Messenger RNA from Danio rerio (zebrafish), 4999 nucleotides. RefSeq names its product progestin and adipoQ receptor family member IVa (gene paqr4a). NCBI's taxonomy places the organism in Eukaryota, Metazoa, Chordata, Actinopteri, Cypriniformes, Danionidae. Gene Ontology annotation, cellular component: membrane. The record is from RefSeq and is marked validated.